UGACAUUAAAUUCAUUUUUCACGUUUAGCAUUAAAUUAUAUCAAUAAUAAUAAAAAAAAAUACAUGCUGCGCUAUUUUCUUGAAAUAUUGAAACAACAUUCAUGUUAUAUAUAAGUGAAUGCUACCUGUGAUCAAGCUAGUGAGCCAUUGGAUAAAGUUAGAUGCAUAUGACAUACUGGUUUGGUAUAGAUCUAGGCGACUUUUUGUUUUCGGGAUAUAAUGUUACUACAAUAUGGGGUCUUCUGGCCACGUGCUUGGGUUUGGCUGCACUUGCAGUACUAUAUGAGGCCAUGAAAAUUUCUCAGUUUCGUUUGCAACAGUUUACAAUUAAGUCAGUACCAAGGACAACCUCUUCUUCUGAAAACUUAUCUUUAUUAUCCAAAGUUACAUCAAGAACUUUUAGAAUUUCAUCUUAUACACGAUGUAGUCCUUGUUUUAAAUGGGUAUUUGAAGUAUUACACUGGUCUCUUCAUACCACAUUUGCUUAUAUUUUGAUGAUGGCAGUUAUGACAUAUAAUAUAUAUAUCACUAUUGCCCUUGUGAUUGGAGGAAGCUUAGGAUAUUGGGUAUUUAGCCCUGCACUUAUACAAUUAAAAAUGCAACAGUUUCAACAUAAACAAGCAAUUGUGGAAUGUAACAAGAAUUGUGAAGCUGUUUUAGAAAACCAACGAAGACGACUAUCUACUGUCUCUAUUGUUGCAGAGCAAUUAGUUACUGAAAUAAAUAUAGAAGUUCAUGCUCCGAGAGAUACAUGAAUCCCAUGUGUAAAAUAUAAAAGCCUGAUAUUAUACAUAUCAAAAGUAGUUGCUAUUGUUACAAUAUUGUAUGUGUAUAUAAAUGUACAGCAUAUUUUUAUAUUUGUAAUAUUUGACAUCAACAUGUGAGAUAAGAAUAUACACAAUAUAAGAUAAAUUAUA
This is a messenger RNA of Harpegnathos saltator (Jerdon's jumping ant), 917 nucleotides long. Its product is annotated as high affinity copper uptake protein 1. The transcript is spliced from 4 exons. Gene Ontology annotation, cellular component: plasma membrane. Lineage: Eukaryota; Metazoa; Arthropoda; Insecta; Hymenoptera; Formicidae. Gene Ontology annotation, biological process: copper ion transmembrane transport. Bases 162 to 755 code for a protein of 197 amino acids. Gene Ontology annotation, molecular function: copper ion transmembrane transporter activity. The record is from RefSeq and is a predicted model, not a curated record.